Messenger RNA from Dibothriocephalus latus, 549 nucleotides. Lineage: Eukaryota; Metazoa; Platyhelminthes; Cestoda; Diphyllobothriidea; Diphyllobothriidae. The record is from the annotation of a GenBank genome assembly.
AUGGACGCAAGAAUCCAAAGGAUUAAGGUUGCCAUUCUUAAUUAUCCUGAUUUUCCGAAGAAGGGAAUCCAGUUCAAGGACAUUUUCGGAAUUUUUAGGAAUCCUGCGUUGAUUCAAGAGUCCAUAGAUGUGCUCGCUGAAUUAGUUGCCGAACAUUACACGAAAAAUAAGCCGCUGGAUGCUAUCGUUGGUAUGGAUGCUCGGGGGUUUCUCUUUGGACCUAUGCUGGCCGUUAAGCUAAAUUGUGCCUUUGUCCCUAUCAGAAAGGCCAACAAACUUCCUGGUGAAUGCUUCUCCGAGGAGUACGAACUGGAAUACGGAAAGGCAACUUUGGAACUUCAAAAAUCUGCCCUAUCUCCAGGAGCUCGUGUGCUUGUACUUGAUGACCUUAUUGCCAUCGGCGGCACCCUUACAGCUGCCUGCAAACUUGUGCGAAAGGCUUCUGCAGAACCGGUCGGUUGUGUUGUCCUCGUUGAACUCGCUGAUCUCAAUGGUCGUGCGAAGUUAAAGGAACUGGGUGUACCCGUCCAGUCGCUGAUCACCUUCUGA